Kluyveromyces lactis is the source of this 1995-nucleotide messenger RNA. RefSeq lists its product as uncharacterized. The coding region runs from base 1 to 1995 and encodes 664 amino acids. The record is from RefSeq and is a predicted model, not a curated record. The transcript has a single exon. Lineage: Eukaryota; Fungi; Ascomycota; Saccharomycetes; Saccharomycetales; Saccharomycetaceae.
AUGUUUAGACUUGUCCAACAACAGACCCUAAAGAGUAGGGUCCCAAAUCAGUUCGUUUCUGCGUCCAGAAAUUCUUUAAAUUCCCAGUUCCGUUUCAACAGCGCUGUCGCACUAGAGCGUAAUCCUCAACAGGAUCCAACAACUGCAGCACCAGCCAAGUCGUCUUCGGAUAAGAGAAACUCUAAGAAGAAGUAUGAAAAUAAUGAAAUCAUUGAACGUAACGUUAAAAAGGUCCGCAACCUAAGAAGAAACAUAAAAUUCGAUAAUUUCAAAAACUCUCCUAAUUCUCCAGCUUUCUCUAAACUUAAUGCCUUGGAUGACUGUUUGGCCAGAGGUUUGGAAGCAUCUUCCUCUCGUGCCCCCGAUGGUAAAUUCCUAGAUCAAUCUUCAUUGUUUUGGGAUUCGGUCAGUAGUAGUAUGAAUAUCUACAGGGAGUUAGUCAUCACCGGAGACUUAAACAACCAUCGUGCAAGUAGGGUUAUUCAACUCAUGCAUGUUGCUUUGAAGGUCAAUAGAACCCAGUUGACUAGCAUGAACAAGAAGCCAGAUUAUGAUUCGCAAUCUUUCCACAAGGAAAUGACCAAUUAUUUGUGUGAAUCGCUUAGGGAAAUCUCUGGUGAUAUUUUAGCUAACCGUGUCUCAGUCAGUGAACACGGUGCCGCUCAUUUGUUAUCCUCUUUCAAAGAAUUACUGCUUUACGAAGAAACUUUGAACAUCUGGAAAGCAGCUGUGAAUUCUGAGAACAAGGAUAUUGUCAAAUCUUUCAUGUUUCCAAACGUCGUCGGUGUCGUUUUACCAUUACUAUAUGAAAACGGUACCACUUUCGAAGAAAUUAAGAAAUUGUAUGAAAAGUCCGCUAGUAAUACAACUAGAUCUCAUGGAAGCCCUAGUUUAGUUUUGGGUAUGAUUAAGACCUCGCUUGCUGCCAACGAAAACGAGCAUGCUUUGUCCCUUUUCCAAGAGAUGUGUACAUCGGAAGGAUUUGGUGUUUCACCAUAUGCGGUUUUGACGGGAACUCAUUUGGCCUUCAUUGGUGAAUGUAAGGAUUUGUAUGUGGCUAAGAGUUUCUUCGAAAGGGCUUUGAGUAAAGACAUGCCCUACAAGAUCAACUUGCAGGUUUCUUCAGUGAAACAGUUAAUCCAAAAUAUUUGGGAUCAAACCCAUGAUUUCAACGAAGUCGUUGAUGUUUGGACCAAGGCUACCAAAUAUUAUGGUAAAGAUGUUUCCCAUGGUAUCUCAUCAUCAUUGAACUCUAAGUUCAUUUCAAUUUUCUUCGAAAACUAUGUUACCGACAAAGCAGCUGGUUUACAGCACCUUCAAGAGUUGGUAACAGCGUAUGACGAAAUGAAAGCUAUCGAUGAACCCUUCUUGAACAUCAUUUUAACUAAAUGUACCGUUUGGCAAGAUAGAAAUAUUAUCGAAUCUAUCGAAAAGUCAUACGAGCUAUACCACAUUCCAAAGACCAUCGUCACCUACCGUAUUAUCUUGAAGGCUAUGGGAAGUAUCAGUGUUCCAAAUGAUGUCAUCCGUGAGAAAUGGGUUCAAUUAAUCCAAAAAGCUGAUCAAAUUGGCCAGACGUAUAUCGCCAAUGCUGAUUGGGCAGCUCUAAGAGAUGCUACUGUAACGUACACCCAAGAACAGUUUAAAAACGGCGGCAGCUAUGAAAUGACUACAUCUGAUUCUUAUAAUCCAGCUUUGGAAGCCGCUAAUGCCAGUGGGGCAUUUGAUGAUUUCAAUGAACCUACCUCCGGUACAAAACAUGCUGAUCACUUGAAUACUCAAACCAAUAAAGAAGAUAAUGACAGAAUUCUACUUUACUACCAAUUGGUAAAACGUUACGGUGUCUAUUGUAGAGAUCCUAAGCAAUAUGCUCGUAUUACCAGUGGUAUUGCAUUGAAUUUCGAAGUCGCACAGCCAUAUCUUGGUUUGGUUAAUACAAUGGAUGUCUCAUCGAUAUACGUUCCGCCAUUGAGGAAUUUCCACUUGAAUCACUGA